AUGGAUGUGGAAGAGGAGGAGGAGGAGAUGGAGGAAAAGGAGGUAGAGGAGGAGGAAGAGCAGGAGAAGGAGCUGGAGGAGGAGGAGGAGAAGCAGGGGGAGGAGCAAAUGGAGGAGAAGGGGGUGGAGCUGGAGGAGGAGAUAGUGGAGGAGGAGAAAAAGGAGGAGAAGGGAGAGGAAGUGCUGGAGGAGGAGCUAGAGGAGGAGGAGGAGGAGCUGGAGGAGGAGGAGCACCAAGCACUGCAAAGGAAGCACAAGCUGGUAGAGGAAGAGUGCAAGCAGAGGAAACGCCCACACCCAGCAGUGAUUGACAUGGACAAGGAGAUGGAGGUAGAGGAGAUCAAGACCAAGCCUCACAAGCAGCUGGUGAACAGCAUCACCCAGUGA
Messenger RNA from Acanthamoeba castellanii str. Neff, 387 nucleotides. RefSeq lists its product as uncharacterized. The record is from RefSeq and is a predicted model, not a curated record. NCBI's taxonomy places the organism in Eukaryota, Discosea, Longamoebia, Acanthamoebidae. The coding region runs from base 1 to 387 and encodes 128 amino acids. The transcript is spliced from 2 exons.